CCCCGCCAACCCUCAGCCGGGUCCCCCGUCCGUCCCGCUCUGCAGAACUCCGCGCUUCUUCCAACACUUUUUUUUUUUUUUGGUAACACCCCAGAACUCCGAGUCCCCUAACUGAAUUCGACUUCUGUUUUUAUUCCUCCCUUGCGUCCUCCGCUGCCCGCCUCAUCUGAUUGAUGUGCGAAGGCUGAUGCCUCUGCCAGAGCGAGAGGAAUAAAUAGAUGCUGCCUCGCCGCGAGGCUUAGUCGCCUGCCGAGAGCAGCCGGCGCAGCGAGGCAGCGGGCUCCGCCGGGCUCGUGGACCGCAGCGGGAGGACGUGGGUCCGAGCGAGCCGUGCUUGUCCGCCCCGCGCCACCCCGCCGGGACCAUGGUCUGCAGCGGCCCGGGACGGAGGCUGCCGCCGCGCGCCGCGCUGCCGGUGCUGGCUGCCGCGCUCUGCCUGCUCCGGGUGCCCGCGGCUCGGGCGGCGACCUGCGAGCCGGUCCGCAUCCCCCUCUGCAAGUCCCUGCCCUGGAACAUGACCAAGAUGCCCAACCACCUGCACCACAGCACCCAGGCUAACGCCAUCCUGGCGAUCGAGCAGUUCGAAGGUCUGCUGGAGACGCGCUGCAGCCCGGACCUCCUCUUCUUCCUCUGCGCCAUGUACGCGCCCAUCUGCACCAUCGACUUCCAGCAGGAGCCCAUCAAGCCCUGCAAGUCCGUGUGCGAGCGCGCCCGGCAGGGCUGCGAGCCCAUUCUCAUCAAGUACAGACACUCGUGGCCCGAGAGCCUGGUCUGCGACGAGCUUCCGGUGUACGACCGCGGCGUGUGCAUCUCUCCCGAGGCCAUCGUCACCGCGGAUGGAGCCGAUUUUCCUAUGGAUUCUAGUACUGGCCAUUGCAGAGAGGCAAGCAGCGAGCGCUGCGCGUGUAAGCCCGUCAGAGCCACUCAGAAGACCUACUUCCGCAACAACUACAACUACGUCAUCCGGGCUAGGGUUAAAGAGGUGAAGACGAAGUGCCAUGACGUGACGGCCAUCCUGGAGGUGAAGGACAUUCUGAAGGCGUCGCUGGUGAACAUCCCGAGGGACACCGUCAGCCUUCACGCCACCUCUGGCUGCCUCUGCCCCCCGCUCCAUGUUAAUGAGGAAUAUAUCAUCAUGGGCUACGAGGACGAAGAGCGCUCCAGGUUACUCUUGGUUGAAGGCUCUAUAGCUGAGAAGUGGAAGGAUCGUCUUGGAAAGAAAGUCAAGCGCUGGGAUAUGAAACUCCGUCAUCUUGGCCCGGGUAGAACUGAUGCUAGUGAUUCUACUCAGAGUCAGAAGUCCAGCAGGAGCUCCAAUCCCCGGCCUGCGCGCAGCUAAGUCCUGAGAUGCGAGCGGCCACAGCCACGGACUCCUUACUAAGACUGGCAUUGCUGGACCCGCGAAGGAAGAUUGCACUAUUGCGCUCAGGACCUAUUGUUUACUACAGAUAGCGCGUGGCAACUGAUGCUACUUCCGUUUCCUUUUCUCCUGCUUCUUAGAGGCCUGGGGUUAGAUCCUUAGAGGCGUUGUAUGUUCUGUCUUACUAAUCAUGGGGGUAUCAUGUGGAUACCCAGGCCUCUGUACUGAAGUUCCAAAGUAUUAAUUUUGUGUUCUGUACUCAGAUUGAGAAUGCAAUAUUGGCUGUAAAGAGAGAUUUCUGGUCAUAUUUCAGAAAAAAAACAAAAAAACCCCUAGAUAUUGCUGUAAAACAGAAUCUGCUGGUGUGCCUCCAGUGUUGCUUUUGUAUGCUCUUUAGGCAUUUCCUUCAUGCUAUGAAAGUUCUAAAUGUUUAUAAAGGUGGAAUGGCAGCUUGAAAUCAAAUACUGCAGAGCACCAGGAAGCAUUUAUGAGGAAAUGCCACACAGCAGGAUUUAUUUUCAAGAUUGGCAGGAUGCAAAAUAAAUAGUGUUCGGAGCCAAGAAAAUGAUAUUUUACCUGAUUAGGGAGCACACUGGAACCAGUAGCCCUUGAGACAUUAGCAGCAGUGUUCUUCUUCUGGCAGUGCAUUUAAUUUGUUCACACAUAUAUUAAUGGGCAUCAGAGAAAGGCUUAGAGUAGACAUCUGAGGUCACUGUAACUCUGUCUCCUUCUAAGUGAAACUCAUCGUUGGAUGCCCCCUCUCUAGGAGCAAAUUUGGCCUGCUGUGUUGAGCAGAGAAAGAAGGUAUCAAAGUAUGCGUGUGCGCGCGCCGUGGUAUUUUGAAGAGAUGUACCUCUGUGAAAGACUGUCGUUUACAGGACAGGGAAAUGUGCAAGUUUGCUUUUAUUUUUAGUUUUCACUUUGGGCUUGUGUUUUGGGGUUUUGGUGUGUUUUGCUUUGGGCAUGUGUCUUGGGGUUUUGGUGUGUGUACUCAUUUGCAUUUUUGGGGAGUGGAGUAAGCCAUUACACACCCAAGGCCGACUAGAUGGUAGCAGACUAGGCUCAUUGGCCCAGGCGUUAUGAUUUGAGUUUGUGCUGUUCAGUGCUUGGUCAAAAUGCCGAGGAAGAGGAAUUAUGGUUGUCAGAAGGGACAGUAUCAUGACUUUUAAACAACAGCGAAUUUUUUAUUACACAAGCCACCGUGAGAAGCUACAGACCAUGGAAACUCAUCGUGUCCUUCCUUCCUGCAGCAGGGAUCCUUAGAGCACGUGCCAGUCACCCGAAGGUCUCGUUCCCUGCAGUUUACACGUGGGAUAGUAGUAGAUCCAAAUUCCUAAGCUAUGGUGUGCUGAAAAUAAAACAUGUAUGAAGCAAA
Meriones unguiculatus (Mongolian gerbil) is the source of this 2735-nucleotide messenger RNA. RefSeq names its product frizzled related protein (gene Frzb). Lineage: Eukaryota; Metazoa; Chordata; Mammalia; Rodentia; Muridae. Gene Ontology annotation, molecular function: Wnt-protein binding. Gene Ontology annotation, cellular component: cytoplasm. The transcript has 6 exons. The record is from RefSeq and is a predicted model, not a curated record. Bases 365 to 1339 code for a protein of 324 amino acids. Gene Ontology annotation, biological process: canonical Wnt signaling pathway; non-canonical Wnt signaling pathway.